This is a messenger RNA of Hyaena hyaena (striped hyena), 900 nucleotides long. It is a transcript of the gene LY6H, whose product is annotated as lymphocyte antigen 6 family member H. Gene Ontology annotation, cellular component: plasma membrane. The transcript is spliced from 4 exons. Gene Ontology annotation, molecular function: acetylcholine receptor inhibitor activity; acetylcholine receptor binding. The record is from RefSeq and is a predicted model, not a curated record. Lineage: Eukaryota; Metazoa; Chordata; Mammalia; Carnivora; Hyaenidae. Gene Ontology annotation, biological process: acetylcholine receptor signaling pathway. Bases 259 to 681 code for a protein of 140 amino acids.
CUCCGCCCCUCGCGCGGGGUCCGCGUCUGCGGCUGCGUUCCCCGAAAGACGAGGCUGCGCCCGGGUUCCGGUCCGCAGGGAGACCGAAGGGCACCGCUCCCCGAGCCCCCCGGAGCCCCGGAGUGCCGGCCCCCCAGGGAUGUGAGUGCGCCCCCCCUGCCCCCGACCCGAGGCCCGAGCUCCACGUCCCGACCUGCGGCCCGCGCCCCGAGGACCUCCGCCUGCCCCGCCCGCGCCUUCCGGAGGCCCGCGUGGACCAUGCCGCCCGCAGCCAUGAGCGGCCUCGGCCUGGUGCUGCUGGCAGCCCUGCUGUGCUGCGCGCCGGCUCACGGCCUGUGGUGUCAGGACUGUACCCUGACCACCAACUCGAGCCAUUGCACCCCGAAGCAGUGCCAGCCAUCCGACACGGUGUGUGCCAGCGUCCGGAUCACCGACCCCAGCAGCAGCAGGAAGGACCACUCUGUGAACAAGAUGUGCGCCUCAUCCUGCGACUUCGUCAAGCGGCACUUCUUCUCGGACUAUCUGAUGGGCUUCAUUAACUCUGGGAUCUUACAAGUCGACGUGGACUGUUGCGGGACCGAUCUGUGCAACGGGGGGCCGCGGGCGGGGGGCGGCCCCUGGGCCCUGGCCGGGGGGCUGCUGCUCAGCCUGGGGCCUGCGCUCCUCUGGGCGGGGCCCUGAGGCCCUCCCCCUCCCCCAGGGCUUCGAGCUGAUUCCCUCCCUGAGACUCCAGGCCUCCCUCUCUCUCCACCGGCUCCGAGUCCCAGCCAGCAGGAUGGCUCCGGGCCCCGCGGGUGCGGGCUGGGGGCUGGGACCCCCAGGUCUCCGAGGGAAAGCCAGGCAGAGCCUGGCGGUGAGGGCAUCUUCCGCGGAGAAAUAAAGUCACUUCUGGUGCAGACA